This is a messenger RNA of Striga asiatica, 1518 nucleotides long. Lineage: Eukaryota; Viridiplantae; Streptophyta; Magnoliopsida; Lamiales; Orobanchaceae. The record is from the annotation of a GenBank genome assembly.
AUGGCCCUUAAAUCCAUCCCUUUAAUCAUCGCAAUCCUCUCGUUUCUGUUCGUGUCGGCCGCCGAGGUAGCCUCCGGCAGAGGUAGCCUCGUCGGCGGCUGGCAGCAGAUCAAGGAUUUGAAGGACCCGGAGGUGGUGAAGAUGGCCAAGUUCGCGGUGGAGCAGCACAACAAGGAAGCGAGUACCAAUCUGAGUUUCGUGGACGUCGUGAACGGAUAUUCUCAGGUGGUCUCGGGCAUCAAGUACCGGCUGGUUCUCUCCGCCGUCGACGGCGGCGCCGGCGCCGGCGAUCCUGGGAAUUACACCGCGGUGGUGUGGAGCAAACCCUGGCAAAACUCCGCGAAGCUCCUUUCUCAAAUACGGGCGACCCACGUUUGGAUGAGCGCGGGAUCGGCGGAUCGCUUGAUUGGCAUACCCACUGGGAGAAUUCCCGGGAUUGUGCAAGUACCGAAAAUAGGAGGCUGUUUGUCAAGUGGCGGUGGCGGCAGCAGCCGCGGCCGCGGGGCUCCGCCACCGGUGCGUCGUCCAUCGGCGCAGCCGUCUCUGGUUCGGAAGCUUUCGGUGGCCGAACACAGCGAUGGCGGCGCAGAGAACGCCAAAAUGAAGGUCUUGUUCAAGGCGAAGCCGAAGACUCCUGCUGAUUUGGUGCGGCAGACUCGCGAUCUGCUCAUCCUCGCAGACGGCGGUGUGCUCGACACUAAGGAGAGCAAGCGAGACGACAAGAUGAUGGAGUUGGGGAAGCUUAUCCGAGAAUUAAAACAAGUUCUUUAUGGGGAUAGUGAAUCUGAGCCCGUGCCCGAAGCCUGCACGCAGUUGACACAGGAGUUUUUCAGAGAGAACACUCUUCGUCUGCUAAUUAUAUGCCUUCCCAAGUUGAACUUAGAGACACGAAAAGAUGCUACGCAGGUUGUUGCAAAUCUGCAGAGGCAACAGGUUCAAUCUAGGUUGAUUGCUUGUGAUUACUUGGAAAAGAACAUGGACCUCAUGGAUAUCUUGAUAUCUGGUUAUGAGAAUAACGAACUGGCAUUACAUUAUGGUGCAAUGUUGAGGGAAUGCAUACGCCACCAAAGUGUUGCAAGGCAUAAGUCAACGGUAGCAGAAUUUCUUUCCAAAAACUAUGACUGGUUCUUUGCAGAUUAUAACUCGAAGUUGCUGGAAUCUGCUAAUUACAUCACCAGAAGGCAGGCUGUCAAGUUAUUGGGAGACAUCUUGCUCGACCGUUCAAAUUCGGCUGUGAUGACUCGAUAUGUUUGCUCAAGGGAAAACUUGAGGAUCCUCAUGAAUCUUCUUCGGGAAUCGAGCAAGAGUAUUCAGAUUGAAGCAUUUCAUGUUUUUAAGCUAUUUGCGGCCUAUCAGAACAAACCCCCAGAUAUCGUUAGUAUUCUCAUUGCUAACCGAAACAAGCUAUUACGCCUCUUUGCUGAUUUUAAAACCGAGAAAGAGGAUGAACAGUUUGAGGCUGAUAAAGCGCAAGUAGUUAAAGAAAUCGCGGCACUUGAGCCUAAAGAACGUGCAUGA